This is a messenger RNA of Xenopus laevis (African clawed frog), 6998 nucleotides long. RefSeq names its product autophagy related 2A L homeolog (gene atg2a.L). Gene Ontology annotation, molecular function: phosphatidylinositol-3-phosphate binding; protein-membrane adaptor activity. Gene Ontology annotation, biological process: glycophagy; autophagosome assembly; autophagy of mitochondrion. Lineage: Eukaryota; Metazoa; Chordata; Amphibia; Anura; Pipidae. Gene Ontology annotation, cellular component: endoplasmic reticulum membrane; phagophore; phagophore assembly site. The record is from RefSeq and is a predicted model, not a curated record. Bases 413 to 6406 code for a protein of 1997 amino acids. The transcript is spliced from 42 exons.
GCAUGACCUCUCGCGAGACUGUGGCGAAACUCAGUGAUCGCUGCUAGGCAGUAGCCGAGGAACUAGACAUUUUAACAGCGUUCCGGGUCAGAGGGCUGUCUUAUGAAAAUAAGAAGUGUCCCGUGACAGGCGGAACUAUUGGGCGAUAUGGUGUUCUACACGCUAUUCAUUUUGUUUUCUGGCUGAACUCCUUACUGUAGAGUCUGCGAGUUCAAUCCCGAGCAGCUCUGUUUUUGCUGUCAAAGGGGAUACGGACAUUUGUUGUGACAAGAGAUAACACCGAGUGUGCGCUAUGACGCAGUGAUUGCUUCCUGCCUGGGACCUCUGCUUCCCUUCUCAAAGGUUAUGACGUUAGAAGAGGUGCAAUUUUUCCAGCCCCUUCUAUAGCCUUUACCCCUUCCUUGUUGACAGUAUGUCUCGCUGGCUCUUCCCAUGGUCCAGCUCGAUUAAAACGCGGGCAUGCAGGUACCUUCUGCAACAUUAUCUGGGUCACUACCUGGAGGAGAGACUGAGCCUGGAGCAGCUGAGCCUGGAUCUCUACAAUGGGAGUGGACGUCUGACUGAUAUUCACCUAGACAUCUGGUCCGUGAAUGAACUGCUGGACUCUGCAGGGGCUCCUCUAGAGAUUAUAGAUGGCUUUAUUGGAAGCAUAUCGGUCACCAUUCCUUGGUCAGCACUUAUCAACGAAAACUGUACCCUGGAGGUGUCUAAACUUCAGGUCACAUGCCGUCCCAAGUACAGAGGUGCUGCGCAGGGUACUGAGUCACAAAGCUGGUCCUCCUGUAUGACUACUAGUAUGCAGCUAGCCCAGGAGUGCUUAAAGGAGCAGCCAGAAGAACCGUCUGAGCCCCCACAGCCCAUUGAAGGGCUUGAGAUGUUUGCACAAACCAUAGAGACUGUCUUGAGAAGGAUUAAAGUGACCUUUAUAGACACCAUUGUUCGAAUUGAGAAUAAUCCAGGUGAAUCUAAUUUGGGGACUGCCUUGGAAAUCCACAUAAAAAGACUGGAUUACUGUGAUGAAUCAGUAAGGGACACCUCCCACACUGUUCCUGUGGAUAUACACCAGCCUCCAGCCUUCAUCCAGAAAAUCCUGCAGCUCAGUGGUGUCUCCCUACAUUAUGAUGAAUUCAAGACCAAUGUACAAACGCCAUCCCCUACCCCUGAGAAUCCCCUAGAGUCUGAGCCAGGGCAUCUCUCUAGAUCUCCCAGCCGGCCUGCGGAGCCUCAUCCUGCACCUUCCCCUACCCAACAGAUUGGCAGCUGCUCUGGGUGCACAGAGCUUACCAUCAAACUUAAACAAAAUGAUGUUUUUCCAGGACCAAAGCUGGAUAUAGAUGGGAAAAUUGGAUCUGUACAUUUGUUUCUCACACCACAUCAGAUAAGUAACCUACAACAACUCUUGGAUGCCUUAAGUAUUUCUGAAUCAAGUGCUAUCAGAGAAAAGCUUUUGAAGAGCCGGCCUCUGGACCUGGAGGAUUUAAAGCUCAUAGAGCAAGAUCUGAACCAGCAGCUGCAAAGCGGCCCUGGAUCUCUUUUUAUGCCAGAUCCUGAACUUGUACCCUUCCAGACUCUUGAAAAUGGAGAUCUGUUUUACUCUAUGGCUGCUUUGACGAACAGUGUGACAUCAAUCAGAUCUGCAAAUGAAUUAUCGGACAUAGACCUGGAAUCUUCUAUGUACAGUGAUUACAGUGGCCAACAGAUUCCAUCUCUAACUCCUGGGAUAAUGUUGAGCAGCCCCAGGAAGUAUGGACGAACUCCAUUUUCUGCCACCCUGCCACCAAAUCUGCACAAAAUGCCAGGUAAAUCUUCUCAGCCUUCCUCCAUGGAGCUCCUUAAACCUGAGAUGUUGCUACGAUUGUCUCUUGGUGGCCUUACAGUCACUGUACCCCACAUUUCUACUUAUAUCAACUCUCAAGAAGACCCUGCCUUUCCAGAGGUUGCCAGACAUUUCUUCAGAGAACUGGGUUACUUUAAAGAUUCAGCUUUUAGUGGUAGAGACUUCAGCCACCUCCGUGAGAAGUUUGAGAAAGCUUGCCAUCUAAGCAAUAUUCGGGUAACAGCAGUUGCAGUUCAAAUGGUGUGUGAGCAGAGAGUUGGUGGAGGGACACAUCAGAGCAGUUUUGACCUUAGUUGUGGUAGGCUAGAGAUUUUGGAAUGUCUGCGGCAAGGAGAGUCAACGUCUAAAAAGACAAAGAAUACAGAAUAUACAGAGCUAAUGACCUUCUGCAGUCCUUCCACCUCCUCUCGACCCUGUGCACAGGUCCACUACAAACGGAGUCAGAAGACUCCCACCAGAAGCAGCCGUAAAAAACAGGCAUUAAAAGUGAGUUCUGAGAUCCUGGUUGAACUGGAAGAGUUCCAGACUGAUAUCGACUUGGGUUUGGUGGAACGGUUGGGAUCUAUCUUUCAGAACGGUGCCAGUCAGGAGUCAUAUUCCCAGAAUGAUCUGCACAUGACAGAUGUCACCCAAUCAUCUGUGGACAUGGAAAUCCGUGUGGUGGCUUCAAAGUCUCAUAUAUGUCUUCAGUUUCCAGUACCAGACUUAAGGCCAAGUUUAGAACGACGACCGUGGACAGAGAAAGCAGUGAGGAAGGAUUGUCUAAAGAUGGAAGUUGCUGACUUGGAUAUUCAUAGCCAGUCAAAAACCGGAAUGGAAGAGGCCAGAAAGAUAGAAAUAACAUUUAGUGAUCUGCAUGGUAUGUACACUGAUGGAGAGAAGCUGCAUGUACCUUGCAUCAGGAUUAGUAAAGGAGCUGACCCCUUGGCUAAAGCAGGAGGCAAGAAGUUCAUCUUUCCUUGCAUCUUGGUGACCAUUCUUCCUCAAAGUAAGGUAUCUCCCUGGUACUUGGUCCAGGACAAAAUGGAGGAUAUAGACCAUGUUUCUGUGGAGAGUCCUUGUGAGCUAAAACAACCUGAGCCUUCCCCUUUCUCUUCAAAGAGAACAAUGUUUGAGACCGAGGAGAUGGUGAUCCCCGCUGACCCCAAUGAGAUGGCAGAUUUUCAGCGUGUAACAUUGGCCUCCUCACAGUACACCCUGGAAGUCACUUUGCCCCGUGCUCAUAUCUUCCUCCCUAGUAAGGAGGUAUACGAGAGUCUUUACAACAGACUGUGUAAUGAUCUAUUGAUGUGGGAGCCAGUGACUGAAUUUGGGGCCUCCAUUUCGGAAUCCCUGCUGUCUGCUGAGCCCUUCCACAUAUCUAAUUUUCAACAAGACACCUUCCGUAUGUGCAAGUCGGCCUUUAAACUAGACUCUGACUCCGAGGAUGAAGACUCCCACUUCUACUCAGUGGAUGAAGCAGCAAGACACAGACGAGGAACACAAGAUGGUCAAAGCUACUUCUCUGCUUCUGUUACUAUAUUAAAGGGCCGUAUCACCGCCUGGACAGAAGCCAAGGGAGAAGGAGCUAAUAAAUUAGAUGAUCACCAUGGAGAAGUUGUUUUGGAUGUAGAGAAUGGAUGCAUUUUCAGUGUAUCUAAAUACCGAGGGAAAGAGGAUCUUAGUUACCUGUGUAUCCAGUCAGAGAGUGUAGCUCUCUAUCACAAAGCAACUGUAAAAGAUUAUUUGGCUCCCGUUAGCCUGGAAAUACCCACAUUUUUGCAACCAGCACAUCUAGACCCAACUAUCUACCUCUCUGAAGAGGGGGUUUCUGCACAACUCUCAGGGGCUCGGAAAGACCGAAAUCAAAAGAUGCUCUCAUUGGCAGUCAAAAUUGAUCUAAACCUUGUAAAGAAUGUGAAGGAAUUUCUUGUGGCUCUGAGACUCGAUGGUGCCACUUUGCGUCACCACAUGGCAUUGCCUUAUCAAAGCUGGCACAGUCAAAUCCUGGAUUUCCUGGAUGUGGUUGAUGAACCAAUCUUAGGCUAUAGCCCCCCUGCUGUAAUAACAGUGUUGCACACUCAUCUCUUCAGUUGUGCUGUGGAUUACAGACCUCUCUACCUCCCAAUCAGAGUGUUGAUAACUGCAGAAACCUUUACUCUCUCAAGUAACAUUGUGGUGGACACAUCAACCUUCCUGCUCAGGUUUAUUUUAGAUGACUCUGCUCUUUACCUGUCUGACAAAUGUGAUGCUGAAGUCCCAGAUCUAAAGAAAGAUUAUGUCUGUGUCCUGGAUGUUGACCUCCUCGAGUUGGUGAUCACCACCUGGAAGGGAAAUUCAUCCUCCAAACUGACACAGCCUCUCUUCGAACUGCGCUGCUCUAAUAAUGUCUUACAUAUUCACACCUGUGCGGACUCUUGUGCCAUGUUGGUUAAUGUCAUCCAGUAUGUCAUGAACAAUGGUGACCUACAUUGCCCCCCCAAAACUGAGCCUCCCACCGAGAUUGCAGGACAAAAGCUACAGCCGCCAGAGGGUCCAUCCUCCUUACCUCCAUGCCUUCCUGCAGAGACUGCUCAAAUUAAUCAGGGAGACUUGACUGAUGCUCUGAUAGACACUGGAAGGACUGGCAAAGAACAGCCUGAAGCAGCCAUUGCUGCUGACGCUGUUCUUCGUGAAGAUUCCCCUGUUUCAGUGUAUCUUUUCCCAGAAGAGAUUAUAGCUGGUAAAAAACGUCAAAUCACCUCACCAUCUCCUCCCCCCCUGACUGAAGGCCGGGUAUCCCAGGAGAGUUUGGGCCUCUCAGACACCAGUGGGGAUAGUGAACUGACUGAUACCGAUGAUUUCUGUAUCCUUGAUGCCCCUGGAAUUGGUGUUCCGCCAAAAGAUGGUGAGCCUGUGGUGAGAAAACUGGUGGAUAGCCCUAUUACAGUUAAAGAGGGGCACUUCUCUCGCCCUUUGGGGAGUACGGACUUGUUGAAGCCUCCAGCUAAGUUCCCUGUUCCAGAUACACGCAUUGUCCUACGGGAGAUUUCUGUUGUAUGGCAUCUGUAUGGUGGCCAAGAUUUUGGCAGCAGCCGUCCAAACUCUGCUCGGGCACAGUCUCCAAGGUCAAGAACAAGCUUUCACAAUGCACGGGGGUCCCCUUCCCGAUCAUCAGUCACCAACCGUCCUCAAAACACAUGGAGGACCCAAGGUGGAAAUGGAAGGAUCCAUGAUAUUCUUAUGGAGAUCCAACUUACCAAGGUGAGCUUCCAGCAUGAGUCGUAUCCGACACCCUUGGGUGAUGGAGAGGAGAAGCUUCACACAGGUGAUCUGGAUGAAAUCCCGCUCGCACGGCAAGUUUUUAUAGUGCAAGAGCUGGAGAUCAGAGAUCGCUUGGCUUCAUCGCACAUCAACAAGUUUCUGUAUCUGUACACGAGUGAGAAAAUGCCACGCCGGGCUCACUCCAAUAUGCUCACUAUUAAAGCUCUUCAUGUCAGUCCCGAGGCUGGACUUGGGGGACCAGAGUGCUAUCUCAGAAUGUCCUUAAUGCCGCUUCGGCUGAAUAUCGAUCAGGAUGCUUUAUUUUUCCUGAAAGAUUUCUUUACCAGCUUUGCAUCUGGAAUUCAAACAAUAGUUCCCAUGGAGUUGGGCUCAGAGGCCUCUCACCUGGAUGGUCCUGCUAAAUCCAGCUGUGAUUGUGAGUUAGAACAGGAAACCUCCCAAGGAUCCAAUGAAGAGGAAACAGUGUCUCCUAGCUCAUCCUGUGAUCAACCGAUUUACUUCAGAGAAUUCCGUUUCACAUCUGAAGUGCCAAUAUGGUUGGACUACCAGGGCAAGCAUGUUUCGACAGAGCAGGUGGGCACAUUUGCUGGAAUAUUAAUUGGGCUGGCACAACUAAAUUGCUCAGAGCUCAAGCUGAAAAGGCUAUAUUGCAGACACGGACUGCUGGGAGCAGACAAGGUUGUAUCGUAUGCGCUGAAUGAGUGGCUAACUGACAUCCGCAAGAACCAGCUGCCGGGCAUUCUGGGAGGAGUAGGGCCAAUGCAUUCGGUGGUACAGCUAUUCCAUGGUGUGCGGGAUCUCUUCUGGCUACCCAUUGAGCAAUAUCGGAAAGAUGGACGCAUCAUCAGAGGUCUUCAGAGAGGGGCAGCAUCAUUUGGUACCUCCACAGCCUCUGCUGCAUUGGAACUCAGCAACCGGCUAGUGCAAGCUAUACAGGCCACAGCAGAAACGGUGUAUGAUAUACUGUCGCCAACCCCACCGGUUUCGCGGUGCGCUCUAGAUAUCAGACAGUCUCGGAAAUUGAGGCGGGGUCAACAGCCAGCGGAUUUGAGAGAGGGUGUGGCCAAAGCAUACGAUACUGUUCGGGAGGGUGUCAUUGACACAGCCCAUACUAUAUGUGAAGUGGCUUCUCGUGGGCACGAGCAGAAGGGCCUGACAGGAGCAGUAGGCGGAGUCCUGCGUCAGAUUCCUCCCACCGUAGUGAAACCCUUUAUCGUAGCGACCGAGGCCACAUCCAACCUGCUGGGAGGCAUGAGAAACCAGAUCAGACCCGAUGCCCACAAGGAGGAUGCUCUGAAGUGGAGAGCAGAUGAAGGACAAGACUGAACAUAUUUGUUUGUUUACCCUGAAGUGCCAAAGGAAUGCUGAUAGGAGUAUAGAGAUGAACAAGUCCCCCCAUGAGCUGUGUGUUCAACUGGCCUUGCAAACAUUACUGUAUGGUUUACCCAUCCCAACCGCUAAAUUCUUUACUUUGUACUAAAAUUAAUUUGCACAAAUUUCUUAAUUUUUUCCUAGCAAGUCCUCAUAGUGCACUGCUGCACUGUAUUGCCUUUUCUUAACCGGUCUCCUGUAACCUACCUUCAUGCCAGAACCUCUUGCAACUGCCCCAACCCUAGUCACAAUGCUAUUAACUUCCAGCCCAAACAGAACGGUCUCCCCACGUCCUCUGAGGCUGAGCAACGUACUACUCCCCUUGCUUUCAGGAAAGCCUCAUCCUACAGGACAUCACACGUGGAUCUUGCUGGAUUAAACAAAGCACAGGAACUGUCCAUUCAAGGGACUUGGAGCAAAUCUAUAAGCCUUCUUCUCCCACUACAGUGUGAUUUUUAUAGCCUUCCCUUCCUCUCAUCAAAAGCUUUUGUCCUCUUUGGAGGCCAAUUAUGUAUAAAUAUAUAUAUAUAUAAAUACAGAUUGUAAA